AUGUGCAAGGAAUCAGACACCAAGCUUUCGUCAUCAUCGACAUCGACAGCCGCAUCUUCCUCUCGUUCUACCAGUAAUGAGACUAUUUCUUCUACCCUUUCUAGUGGCUCGGACGGAGAAUCAUGGAGUGAGACAACACCUGUUCCGUCCAAUGCCAAACGAAUGUCUACCCUAGAUUCGAGCAGUUUUGACGAGCCGAGCUCUGUCAUCCCUUCCUUCAACUUUUGGCCCACGACCUUUGGUGCUUUGGCUUUAUCUUUUGGAAUGCUCGGCUUUUCUCUGUGGAUGCCGUUUGUAGGAUUGGAGGAAGCAUCAGGCGAGACUUACCAGUUUGCUUAUUGGAACUACGAUCCGUCCAUUUCCAGAUUUGACAAUACAGCUUGGACCUAUGUUACAGAUUACAUGUUGGCCGCAGUCAUGGCGGCUUUUUCAUUCUCGACUUUAUCGCUUUCCCAACCGAGGAAUACGGACCGUUUGUGCAAUCGGGUCGCCUCGUUGUCAUUGUUGUACAUGAUUUCGGUCAUUGCGGGUGGCAUUGCACACCAAACUUUUCUCACAGUGGAGUCUCGGAAUUCGCUAUCCUUCCAGCUACUCUGGACACUUUGCGUGGGUACAGUCUCAUUGGCCAGUACCUCGAUGGGCUGCUGCGGUUCGGAAAUUGUUCGAAAAUUCCAAGCUGAAAAGCACUGUUCUGCAAAGUUUCAGAAAAUUCCGGUCGUUCCUGAAUAUGUUUGGUGCAUCUAUGGAUUUUGCGUCUUUGUCUUUACGGCUUUGGGUGGAAUGUCCUUUCAACGACCCGCCUGUGAUAUUUUCAUUGCCGGAACUUCGCAAACUCCCUCGACCGCUUACAUCAUGAUCGUCCUGUACUUUGUGGACCAUCCCAAAGCUAAGUUCAACAUUCGAGCGUGGGGAAUGUUUGGAUUCAUCUUCAACGCGCCGCUACUACCCAUGUACCCGAUCUUGAUAUACUAUACCAACUUGCCACUGGCAGCGGUCAAUACACUGCUCCACAGUUGGCUUACAGUAGCCUGGUCUUCUCAGGCCUUUGCUCUUGGUCAUGUGAUUCGAUCGGUGGUGCAUACUACCAAGGAAAAGUCUAUAUAA
This is a messenger RNA of Cylindrotheca closterium, 1104 nucleotides long. Lineage: Eukaryota; Bacillariophyta; Bacillariophyceae; Bacillariales; Bacillariaceae. The record is from the annotation of a GenBank genome assembly.